Scylla paramamosain (green mud crab) is the source of this 5406-nucleotide messenger RNA. RefSeq names its product heparan sulfate glucosamine 3-O-sulfotransferase 3A1-like (gene Hs3st-B). NCBI's taxonomy places the organism in Eukaryota, Metazoa, Arthropoda, Malacostraca, Decapoda, Portunidae. The record is from RefSeq and is a predicted model, not a curated record. Gene Ontology annotation, molecular function: [heparan sulfate]-glucosamine 3-sulfotransferase activity.
AGAUAGAAUCAUGUUAGGUCAAGUUGUGUCAGGUAUGGUAAAAUAACCUAACCUAAGCCUAUAGAAACGCUUGGAUCUCAGGUAAUAAGCGAUCCGUUAGUUUUGAUAAAUAUGUGAAUGCGAGUCAUAACUAAUAAGCAUUAUAUGGUGACAGUGAACGUGCAGGAAGGCACACCAUACUGAGCAGGCUAGGGUGUGAUGGUGGCAAAUGUACAAUGCCACUUAUAAGAUUUCCUUCAGGCAGGAACGAGACAGCGGCGCGACGGCUGCCUCACGUCCUCAUCAUCGGCGCCAAGAAGUCCGGCACACGGGCGCUGCUUGCCUUCCUGCGCGUCCAUCCCUCCAUCAGGGCGUCAGGACCUGAGGUGCAUUACUUCGAUAGGUUCUACAGCCGCGGCCUCUCCUGGUACAGGAGUAAGUUGCCACUGAGCUUGGAAGGGCAACUGACGGUAGAGAAAACACCCGCCUACUUCACCACACCUGGAGUACCUGCCCGGGUGAAGAUGGACCUCCCCUCUUGCCGCCUGCUGCUGGUGGUGCGUGACCCCGUCACCAGAGCGCUCUCGGACUACACUCAGAGCCUCAGUAAGCAUAGAGCUCGGCGGCCCUUCGAGGAGAUGGCUUUCGUCAAAUCCUCACCGGGUUUGGUCAACUCGGAGUGGGGUCCCAUCAGGGGUCUGUACGCCCGACACUUGCAGCGCUGGCUUGACCACUUCCCGCGCUCCAGCAUCCAUGUUGUGAGCGGUGAAAACCUGAUUAAGGAUCCCGCCGCCGAGCUAUGCCGCGUACAGGAGUUCCUGGGGCUGCGGCGGGUCAUCACGGAAAAGCACUUCUUCUUCAACGUAACCAAGGGCUUCCCCUGUCUGGUGAAGCGAGAGAAGUCGGGUCGUCCUCACUGCCUCGGCUCGUCCAAGGGGCGCUCUCACCCCGAGGUCUCUCGCGAGACCUACAAUAUCCUCAGGGACUUCUACAGACCCUUCAACUACAAGUUUUACAAAAUGGUUGGACAAAACUUCCGAUGGUAAUAAUUCACAGUGUGAUGAGAGGAAGACCACACAUCUCCCCUGUCCCCCCCCCAAGCGUCCCUCACGUAAUGCUCCCUUGUUUCCCUUCACUCACUGGUUCACAUUGAGUCACGGGACCAUGGAGCUCCCUGUCCAAAACCUUUGCCACUCAAUCUGUCAAACCCGCUUCACAUUGCUCGCUUGAUACAUUUGUCUGGAGAUGGAGUGCGUUAUCUGCAACGUUACUUCGUUGAGGGAAAAUUAAUCAGAGCUGCAAAAUAGCCUUCUGUGAGACGGCAAUGUUGUUGCCACUAUUAAUGGAAUGAUAUAAUUAUGUAAAAAUAGUUUCGAAGAACCGUAAUAUAUUGUUCCUGAGAACCAAUUAAAAUUUCUAUAUAAUGUUCAUAAACUUUUGAACCGUAUAUUUUUAUUUAUUUAUUUAUUUAUUUAUUUUUAUGCAGGAGGGACACCGGCCAAGCGCAACAAAAUUCUAAUAAAAAACAAAAAUUCCCGACCGAGAUGCCGGUUCCCGAAUAAGGUCCGAAGCGGUGGUCAAAAACUGAAGGAUAAGUGUCUUGAAACCUCCCUCUUGAAUGAGUUCAAAUCAUAGAAAGGUGGAAAUACAGAAACAGGCAGGGAGUUCCAUAGUUUACCAAAGAAAGUCAUGAAUGAUUGAGAAUAUUGGUUAACUCUUCCAUUAGAGAGGUGGACAGAAUAAGGGUGAGAGAAAGAAGAAAGACUUGUGCAGCGAGGCUGCAGGAGGAGGAGAGGCAUGCAGUUAGCAAGAUCAGAAGAGCAGUUAGCAUGAAAAUAGCUGUAGAAGAUAGCAAGAGAUGCAACAUUGCUGCGAUGAGAAAGAGGCUGAAGACAGUCAGUUAGAGGAGAGAAGUUGAUGAGACGAAAUGCUUUUGAUUCCACCCUGUCUAAAAGAGCAGUAUGAGGGGAACCCCCCCAGACAUGUGAAGCAUACUCCAUACAUGGAUGGAUAAGGGCCUUGUACAGAGUUAGCAGCUGGGAGAGUGAGAAAAAUUGGCAGAGACGUCUCAGAACGCCUAACUUCAUAGAAGCUGUUUUAGUUAGAAAUGAGAUGUGAAGUUUCCAGUUUAGAUUAUAAGAAAAGGACAGGCUAAGGAUGUUCAGUGUAGAAGAGGGGGCCAGUUGAGUGUCACUGAAGAAAAGAGGAUAGUUGUUUGGAAGGUUGUGUUGAGUUGAUAGAUGGAGGAAUUGAGUUUUUGAGGCAUUGAACAAUGCCAAGUUUGUUCUGCCCCAAUCAGAAAUUUUAGAGAGAUCAGAAGUCAGGCGUUCUGUGGCUUCUCUGCAUGAACUGCCUACUUCCUGAAGGGUUGGACGUCUAUGAAAAGACGUAGAAAAGUGCAGGGUGGUAUCAUCAGCGUAGGAUAGGGCAAGAAGUUUGGUUUAGAAGAUCAUUGAUGAAUAAUAGGAAGAGAGUGGGUGACAGGACAGAGCCCUGAGGAACACCACUCUUAAUAGAUUUAGGGGAAGAACAGUGACCGUCUACCAAAGCAGCAAUAAAAUGGUCAGAAAGGAAACUUGAGAUGAAGUUAUAGAGAGAAGGAUAUAGGAGGGUAGUUGGAAAUCAAAGCUUUGUGCCAGAUUCUACCAAAAGCUUUUUAUAUGUUUAAGGCAACACCAAAACUUUCACCAGAAUCUCUAAAAGAUUCAGUAAGGAAAGCCAGAAGAUCACCAGUAGAGCAGCCUUGACGGAACCUAUACUGGCAAUCAAAUAGAAGGUUGUAAAGUUAUAGAUGUUUAAGAAUCUUCCUGUUGAGGAUAGAUUCAAAGACUUUAGAUAGGUAGGAAUUUAAAACAAUAGGACGGUAGUUUGAAGGAUUAGAACGGUCACCCUACUUAGGAACAGGCUGAAUGUAGGCAAACUUCCAGUAAAAAGGAAAGGUAGAUGUUGACAGACAAAAUUGAAAGGAUUUGAAUUGUACACCUCCAUGUCAAACACUAUAACCUGGGUUAUGCUCUCGGCACACAGAGAUGGGUCUCUGUCACGGAGGCAGUAGUCAUCCCAAGGAAAAUCAGUGAAAUACCUCCUCAGGUCCCCACAACUAGCAGAGGCAAAACGCCAGAGGCACCUCCACUCUGAGGGAUCCUGAGGAGGAAUUGGAGUGAUACAAGAUUGGAGUUGGACAAGAUACAGAUAUGAAAUUGUAAUCGGAGGAGCCCAAUGGAGAAGAGAGGGUAACAGGAUAAGCAGAAGGAAGAUGUUAAGAAAAGGUCAAGAAUGUUGAGCGUAUCUCCAAGAUGGUCAGGAAUACGAGUAGGGUGUUGCACCAGUUGCUCUAGUUCGUGAAGGAUAACAAAGUUGAAUCUAGUUCACCAGGAUGAUCAGUAAAGUGAUAGCCAAAGCUGGUGGUGGAGGAUAGUAAACUUGGAGGCUAGUUCACCAGGAUGGUCAGUGAAGGGAGAGGAAAGCCAAAGCUGGUGGUGAACAUUGAAGUCUCCAAGAAUGGAGAUCUCUGCAAAAGGGAAGAGAGUCAGAAUGUGCUCCACUUUGGAAGUUAAGUAGUCAAGGAAUUUCUUAUAGUCAGAGGAAUUAGGUGAGCAGUAUACAACACAGAUAAAUUUAGUUUGAGAGUGACUGUAGUUGUAGCCAGAUGGUGGAAAACUCGGAAGAUUCAAGAGCGUGGGCACGAGAGCAGGUUAAGUCAUUGCGCACAUAAAGGCAACAUCCAGGUUUGGAUUGAAAAUGAGGAUAGAGAAAGUAGGAUGGAACAGAAAAGGGACUGCUGUCAGUUGCCUCGAAUACCUGUGUUUCAGUGAGGAAAAGAAGAUGAGGUUUAGUAGAGGAGAGGUGGUGUUCUACAUAUUGAAAAUUAGAUCUAAGACCGCGAAUGUUGCAGAAGUUAAUGAAGAAAAAGUUGAGGGGGUGUCAAGGCACUUAGGGUCGAUACCAGAAGAGCAGUCCGACCUGGGGACAUUUGUGGUCCUCUCCCCAGAUGAGGACUCCGAGGCUGGUGUAGGAGUAACCAUGAUAAUUUUGAAUUUUGAGUGAAGGGUGUGUGUAUAAUUAGGUGUCUGUAGUUUUGUGUGAAGGAAGAGAGUUGUCUUUAGAGGGCAGGCUGUGAAUGCCCCCUUGUGUUGUGAGACACAAAGAGAAUCGUUUAAGUGAGGUCACAGCUGGGUUUAAUGGUAAGUUCACAGCACCCUCUGAUCCAGUGUUUUAGACUUCACUGGGAGUAAUUACCGUUUCGGCAGGUGCCUACUGCCUCCUUGCCAAAGAUCUCGGUAGCAGCUUCUGUCUCAUGGGGGCACACGUACUCCCGCUCACACAAACGGACAGGUUUUGGCGUCACUGAUCACGCAUUCCAUCUCCAGACGGGCGUACGAAACGAAUAUUGUGAAAAGACCUCAGUCAAUUAUAGGUCAAGCAAGACGACUGGACAAAACCUUCGCUACUGUAUUCCUUUCCCCCUCCCCUCCUCCCCUCCAUUACCUCAACGAUGCCGAGAUCUCCCAAACGACCCUUUGUCCUAACGCUCUUACCUCACUUUCCCUUAAAGACCUGUCAGUCCCUUUGAGGAUUGGGUGCACAUGUCACUAGCGUGUAUGUUCAUGUGUGUGUGUGUGUGUGUGUGUGUGUGUGUGUGUGUGUGUGUGUGUGCGCGCGUUUGUGUGUGUCGUGGCGCCGCUUAAUUUGGUGUGAGGAGGAGGUAGUGAGAUAUGCGACUCUUCCCAACGCAGCGCACAAGAGACCAAACCAAUGCGGAAUAUGCCAAACACUUGUUAUUCAUAGGGUAAAGUGAGCUGUCACGAUGAGGUCCAGAGGGCAGAGUGAGGCCAUCAAUCAGGGAGACGACAACCGUGGUGACGGUGGCUGCGUUGGCUGUUUUUUUUUUUUUUUUUUUUUUGAGAAGGUUCAUACAAAGGAAACUAACUGAUCCCUUACUAGUCCUUCAAAGCCAUGCCACCAUUACCAUCCCCAUCACAGCCAUCGCCACCACCUCUGCUCCACUCACUUCUGCCUUGAGACCAGUGACAGCAGGAUCAACAUAUCUAUGUCCUCUGGGAAUCUUUUCUACCUUACGCUACUUUUGUGGAAGAAUUACUAUACUUUUGUAACCCACCAGCCAAGCCAAGUAAGUUCCUACGAGGGUUAGUAGAUGUCUACUUCUGGAGAUCCACCUCACUGCACCUAAUAUUGUACUUCGGGACUUGGCUUUGUACAGGCGACGUCGCGAGGCACAUACGUAGGUCGACCGGGUGAGAAGAACGAGUAAAAUCACCAAAGAUAUGGAGAUGAAGGAAGAAGAGAUUUGCUGAUGAUAGUCUGAGCUUUUUAUCUCCUGUAUUUUUUUCACCUCCACUGAGACAAGAAGACAAAUAGUUUAAGGACACUAUAUUUGUAGAUAAUGAAUAGAGAAAUUACCGUUUA